Messenger RNA from Mustela lutreola (European mink), 4255 nucleotides. It is a transcript of the gene OTOA, whose product is annotated as otoancorin. Gene Ontology annotation, cellular component: cell surface. The transcript has 29 exons. The record is from RefSeq and is a predicted model, not a curated record. Gene Ontology annotation, biological process: cell-matrix adhesion. Bases 2 to 3493 code for a protein of 1163 amino acids. Lineage: Eukaryota; Metazoa; Chordata; Mammalia; Carnivora; Mustelidae.
GAUGUCCCAGGAACCUCGGAUGUCCUUUCUUUUCCUGUUCCUUUUUCUGAGCCAUGGAGUGGCAAGUCAUAGAGUUCCAGAUUCCAGGCAGGAUUUGGAUCCAUUGUUGCAAAAAAUGGCGGAAGAAAUCAUAAAUGGAAGCUAUCUGAAUGCGUUACUGGAUCUCAUACAGUUUCAAAGCUCGCAUGGGUGGACAGCAGACCUGUCCCACAGAGUCCUGGCCUAUCUGAAUUCACGGAAUGUUGCCUUCACCAUCCCCAGCCUGCAGGCAGCGAUGGAAAACCACCUGCAGCAGCGCCUGUACCAGCCCCAGAAGCUGCUAGAAGACCUGAGGGAAACCGACGCUCAGCGCUUCUGCACCGCCAUGAAAUGCCUCUUAGAAGACAAGAAGGACCUCUUGGAGCUGGAAGACAUUGUUCUUGACUUGGGAGAGAUCCGGAAACAAGCCUUGCAGAGCCCUGGUGUGAACCGCAGCCUGUUUCUCAUCACACUGGAGAGGUGUUUCCAGGUGCUGAACUCCCUGGAGUGUGUGGAGAUCCUGGGCAGGGUGCUGAGGGGCUCCUCAGGCAGCCUUCUGCAGCCAGAAAUUGCAGAGAAGCUCCCCCGGGACCUGCGUGAGGACGCUUUCAAGAACCUAUCUGCGGUGUUCAAAGAUCUCUACGACCAAACCUCGGCUCAUUCCCAGAGAGCUCUCUACUCCUGGAUGACUGGGAUUUUGCAGAUGUCCUCCAACGCUAGUGGUGAGCCUGACCUUCAAGAUGACUCUGUUUCAUGGGUCAGUGCAGAAAACUUAUGGAUUUUGGGCAGAUACAUGGUUCACCUAUCGUUUGAAGAAAUUGCAAAAAUCAGUCCUGUAGAAAUUGGGCUGUUCAUCAGCUAUGACAAUGCCACCAAGCAGCUGGACACGGUUUAUGACAUCACGCCCGAACUGGCCCAGGCGUUUCUGGAGAGGAUCAGCUCCUCCAGCUUUGACAUGAGGAACACCUCCACCAUCCACAGGCAAGGGGCAAGGCUCUGGAAUUUACCCCCCGCCAGCACCCUUAUCUUCCCACACAGGCUGGGGCUGCUGGUCUGUUUCUACGAUGACCUGGAUUUGCUGGACGCCGCCGUGGCCCAAGUGCUCCUGCACCAGAUGAUCAAGUGUAGCCGCCUGAGGGGCUUCCAGGCUGGGGUUCAGAAGCUCAAAGCCGACCUCCUGGACAUCGCCACGGAGAACCAGACCCUCAAUGAGACUCUGGGCUCUUUGUCGGAUGCGGUUGUGGGCUUGACCCCCACUCAGCUGGAAUCCCUCUCCCCCGAGGCUGUGCAUGGCGCCAUCUCUACCCUCAACCAGGUCUCAGGCUGGGCCAAGAGCCAGGCCAUCAUCUUGUCUGCCAAAUACCUGGCCCAUGAGAAGGUGCCGUCUUUCUACAACGUCAGCCAGAUGGGAGUGCUGCUGGCUGGGCUGGGCACCCAGACCUUCCACGCCAUGGAUCGCAGGGACCUCUUGCAGGUCCUGAGAAGCGCUGUCUCCUUGCACGUGUCCGACUUGUCGCCUGCCCAGAAGCAAGGUGUCCUCAGCAAGAUGGUCGAAACAGGAGAUGCUGCCUCGAACAUUGUGGAAAUACAAGGGGCUUUCUUUAAGGAAGUAUCUCUUUUCGAUUUACGGAGGGAAGCCGGAUUUAACACCACAGUCCUAAAGGAAAAGGAGCUUCGAAGGAGCCAGGCCUUAUUCCUGUAUGAGCUUCUGUCGACGUCGACCAGAAGGCCCGAGGAGCUCCUGAGCACGGGGCAGCUCAUCAAAGGCGUGACGUGCUCCCGCAUAGAUGCCAUGAGUGCGGACUCCUUUCUGGCCCAUUUCCACUAUUUUGAGAACAGCCUCUCCCUGCUCUCACCGUAUCAGGUGAAUUGUUUGGCGUGGAAAUACUGGGAGGUCUCCAGGUCCUCUAUGCCACCUUUCCUCCUGGCUGUGCUCCCGGCUCACUACCUGGCUUCUGUCCCAGCUUCCCAGUGUGUGCCCUUUCUCAUCAGCCUGGGGAAGAGUCAGCUGGACUCCUUGGUUUUAGAUUCCCACAAGAAGAAUUCAGUCCUUGGGAAGGUACAGCAGUGCCUGAACAACUCCAUUGCCGACGAGUAUGCCGUAGACAUCGUGGGGAAACUGCUCUGCCACUUGCCAGCUGCUGUCCUCCACCACGGGGUCUCCGCCCGAGCCUGGGCCACAGCCCUGCACGUGCUCAGAGACUGCCCAGAGCUCAGCCCCGAGCAGAAGGCUGCAGUGAGGCUCAGGCUCCUGGAACAAAGCGGACUCCCCCAGAACUGGACGGCUGAGACGGCAAAGGACUUGGGACCCUUUCUGAUGCUUUUUUCAGAAGAGGAAUUAAGCUCUGUUGCCACAAAGUUUCCUGAUAUCCUUCAGCAGACAGUGUCCAAGACAGCCGGGACCUUGCCCCCGCAAGGAUUCCUCCGGGCUGUCUUUGAAUCUCUCCGGAACAGCAGGGAGAAGAGCCCCAGCUCGGCCCCCAGCCCCGGUUGCCAUGGAGUCACGGCUCCUUCUUCUGGUGACAUCCUAAAGUUGGCGGAAGCCAAUGCCUGCUGGGCCCCCGCCGACUUGCUCUGCAUGGAGGAAUCCACGUUCAUCCGGAACGUGGAGCUUCUGGGGGCCGUCAGGGGUUUCAGGCCGCCUCAGCUGAUGACCCUGAAGGAGAAGGCUGUACAGGUUUGGGACAUGCCUUCUUACUGGAAAGAAUACCAUAUCGCCUCGCUGGGGCGCAUUGCUCUGGCUCUUAAUGAGAGUGAGCUGGAGCAGCUGGAUCUCAGCUCCAUCGACACUGUGGCUUCCCUAAGCUGGCAGACAGAAUGGACGCCAGGACAGGCUAGAUCCAUCCUGCAAGGAUUCCUGGAGGAUUCAGGCUACAGUAUCCAGGAUCUGAAGAGCUUCCAUCUACUAGGACUUGGUACAACCCUGUGUGCUAUGAACGCCACCGAAAUCUCACUCAUAAAGAUCUCAGAAUUCAGGGCGGUGGUGGCCAGAAUCGGGACCCUGCUCUGCAGCACCCACGUCUUGGCCGAGUUUAAGAGGAAGGCAGAAGUUGUAUUUGGGGAUCCCACCGAGUGGUCCAGCUCUGUCCUGCAGGAGCUCGGGACAAUGGCAGCUGGAUUAACUAAGGAAGAGCUCCAAAUGCUGGACAAGGAUUUGAUGCCGUAUUUCCAGCCAUCAGCAAUCAAAUGCCUUCCUGAUGAGAUAUUCAAAGAGCUGUCCGUGGAGCAGAUCGCCGCGCUGGGCCCGGAGAACGCCGCGGCCGUGACCCCAGCCCAGCGCCGGCGGCUCAGCAUGCUGCAGCUGCAGAGCCUCCAGCGAGCGCUAGAUGGCGCCAACCCUCGCGCCUGGCUGGACACGCCCCCGAGCGCCAGUCCCGCCCGGACCCCCUCCUCCAGUCCUCCUCCCGGAGGCCCUGUCACCUGGGGUCCUUGGCUGGGCUGUCUGCUGGUUCUCCUGCCCAAGACCGUGUGGUGAGCAGCAUGUGCAGAUGGCCCUUCAGUGCCCGAGCAACUGGCCCCGCUGUGUGGAAACAGAGGCCCUCCAGACUGUGAGACCCCUACUACCCCAACCCACAGCCUCCACUGGGACAGGGAAGACCCCAGGGCCUUGAAAUUUAAAAGGCACUGGAAGGAAGAAUAAUGAUUAAAAAUGAUGAGAAAAAGUUCUUACACUGGCCUGUGUUCUCAUCAUGGAGCUGUUCUCUGCCCCGUUUCAAGCUCUCAUGCUUUCCAGCUCGGAGAGAGAGAAACUGUGGGGAGGGAAGGGUGUUUUCUGUCACCAGCAUGAGGACCUUAUGUACAAGUCACUGCCUUCCCUCUGGAGAGAGAGAUGCCAGGGGGUGGUGGAUGCUGGCAAAGGCACCAUUUUAGCUGGGCCCUGAUCUGGAUUCUUUUCUGGCUGAAUGUCCCCUCCCUCGGAGCUGUAGGCUGCAUUGGAUUUCUCCUUCUUAGAUAUUUAGCAGAGCUGAAAUAAAUGAAUCCCUCAACAGAAGCCAAUAUUCCUACCUGAUUGCUGGGACUAAUUGAUGUUUUAGUGGCCCUUGCAUUGCUUGGAAAUUAAAACAUUUAACACGGCCCAACGUUAAAUCAAUUUUUAAAUACAUUUUCCAGAUGCCUUCCAUUUCCUUGGGAGUCAGCUGAAUGAAUGGCCGUGGAGUUAUCAGUUAAGCUUUCAAAAAAAUUCCUUUUUGGACGAAAGUGGUGGCUCUUCUGGGUUUAAGUUGCUCUGGGCUUUGGG